Molecule: messenger RNA, 1146 nt
Organism: Brachypodium distachyon (stiff brome)
Lineage: Eukaryota; Viridiplantae; Streptophyta; Magnoliopsida; Poales; Poaceae
Exons: 4
Coding region: 1-1011 (336 amino acids)
Source: RefSeq, a predicted model, not a curated record
AUGCGGGAACGCCCCGGCGCCUUCCGCGCCUGGCUCAUGUCCCCGGCGCUCGACGGCCUGCAGGAGCUCGAGCUCUACCAGCGAUUUGAUGACUACAAGAUGUCGUCCCCCCCACCGCCGCUGCCGGGCUCCGCCUUCCGCUUCUCGUCCACUCUUCGCGUCGCCACCUUCGGCCAAUGCCACAUCUCCGACGGCCCAGCGGGCAAGUCGUCGUCGUCGCGAUUUCACUUCCCGGGCCUCAAGAUGCUCGCUCUCGAAGACUCCACCAUCUCGGAGCCUUCCCUGCAGGGCCUGCUCGCUGGCUGCCCUGUACUGGAGAACCUGCUGCUUAAAGGGCAAGAAUUAAAGGAAGUCAUUGUGGAGGACGCGCCUUGUCUGGAGAGGCUGCUCCGGUUUGUACCGGACAGGGAAGUGCACGUUUCGGUGAUCUCGGCGCCCAAGCUCCACACCUUGGGCUGCCUUACCAAUAUGUUCGGCGUCACCAACCUCAAGCUUGAUACCGCAGCUAUUUCGGGACUAAAUCGUGUUAACUUCACAACGGCGGUACGCUCAGUCAAGGAUUUAGCUCUCUCUGCUUUUAGUCUUUGCCUCGACGAGGUUAUCAACUUCAUGGGAUGCUUUCCAUGCUUGGAGAGGUUAUACAUCAAGUCCGGCAUAUCAGGAGGGGCAAAUUUGUGGCGCCGUAAGCAUAAAAAUCUAACAAAAUGGCUCGACAUCCGCCUGAGGUAUAUAGUGUUGGCAAACUAUCGAGGAACCAGGUCACAAGUUAGCUUCGCGACGUUCUUUAUAUUGAAUGCGAGAAUGCUCGAGUCUAUGAGGUUUGCGGUCAAAGACGGAAUCGACAUCGAUGGUGGAUGGAUUGAAGAUCAGCAUAGGCGGCUCAUGGUGGAGAAGAAAGCCUCCCGAGGUGCUAAAUUUGAUUUCUGCGAGAACAAAUGCCGGAGCAAUUCUACACAUGUCGAGAACGUCCGUGAUUUGUCGAUUACUGAUCCCUUUGAAUGUACAUGCUGAAGCAAUCUGGUACUAUUGGCUAUCUCACUGUAUGAUCAGCUGACUCUGAACCUGAUUGGUUCAUUUGCUUUUCAUUGUUUGUUCUUGCUUACCUCGGAACUUCGUGAUUCCUGAGAUGCUCAGAUAUCGCAACUA